Messenger RNA from Gastrolobium bilobum, 1469 nucleotides. RefSeq names its product protein SICKLE-like. NCBI's taxonomy places the organism in Eukaryota, Viridiplantae, Streptophyta, Magnoliopsida, Fabales, Fabaceae. The transcript is spliced from 4 exons. Gene Ontology annotation, biological process: miRNA processing; mRNA splicing, via spliceosome. The record is from RefSeq and is a predicted model, not a curated record. Bases 425 to 922 code for a protein of 165 amino acids.
CCAUUUCAGAGCUGUGUUUGGAAAUAAGCUUGUUUGUGUUUCCGCUUCUCAAGCAUGACAAGAUUUUCGUCGACAUAGCACUCCAGACAGUCAGUGAAGGCAUACAAGCAAGGUUUUAAGAACUGCCUUUGCAUGGCACCGUUGUUACCAAGUUAGGGUUCGACUUCCAUUGACGCACCGGAAGGAAAGAAAGGGCAUGUUAUAUGCUUGCAAUUGUUUUAUAAAAAUUGGUCCACCAUCACAAGAGGUUUUGGAGCUGAUGAAUUUGAUAUAACAGACCCGAAGGAGGAAAAGAAGAUGAUAUUUUUCUUCAAAUAGGUUGUACUUCUUUAUCAGUAUUGCUUCCUUAUUUUCUGUGGUGGUGCUGGUGUAUGUGCAAGACAAUAUAGAAAGAGGGUGGGGAUAUGGAAUUUCAGCAGGUACAAUGUUGAUUGCAGUUGCUGUGUUGCAUUGUGGUUGCAUGGAGGAUUCCGAGCAAAGGAAGAAAAGGCUGAAAGAAAUGCGCUCGCAAGCUGAUCAAGCUGAAGUUUCUGGUGGUAUUGAAGGUUCUGGGGUGCCUGGUAUUCUCUCAAAUCCCCUGAUUAAAGCUCCUUCCACUACGCCAUCAUGGGAUAAAUCAUAUGCUGCUCCAAGAUUUGACUAUUAUACAGAUCCAAUGAGUGCAUUCUCUUCUAACAAAAGGAGCAAUGCCAAUAUCCAGGUUGCACAGGAAUAUUUCCCACCUCCAAAUUUUGGUGGUUCUCCAAUGGCGCAAUUUUCAUCACCACAUCCAGCAUCUUCAGUUUCAAGAAGUCAAUCAGAUGUUGUGAGGAUCAUGAGUCCUCCAUUUGGUGAUCAUGUAGAGGAUAAGCUGGUCAAUUGGAGAGGACUAUUCGUUAUUGUCAUUAAAGCUAAUUGGUUGAAAUUCAAGAAGAAAAGAUAAAUGAUGUGAUAUAGUCAUGUGGAAUGUUCUUUUUCUUUUUUUAAUUUAUUAGAUGCUUUGCUGUACUUUUUUUAUUUAUUUUCCAUUUUCAUGGACUUUGCAGAUUGUUUCUGACUCAAUGAGAGCAUCUUCAAAGAAGAAAAUAAACGGAACAUAUGUGUGGUCAUUCAGGGACACCAUUCCAAAAGCUGGGAACCGCUUAGACUCAAUGACAACUAUAGAAAGUCCUUGUGUUGCUUCAGAAGGAUCGGCUGAUACCACACAAAUGAGAUCAAGCAUAGAGAAUGUUCCAAUGCAUGGGCUAUAUGAUUCAAAUAGAUCUGAUGAAUCCUUGGAUCAGUCAGGAAUACCAGGAAAACACCAUCUUGGGGUCAACAUAAUAUGAUGAGGGGGUGUGAAUCAAGAUAAUAUCCACUUGGGGUCAAUGGAAUCUCUCUGUUUUUUUUUUACAUUGUGGUCAAACAAUUCUGUAUUUGCUUGCUGUUUUCAAUACAUGUAAAGGAGUCUGUAAAAUAGUGAGGGGGUGUGAAGAUAUUAUGUAUCCACU